AUGGCGGGCACGCGGGACGCCAUCCUGGACGCGCUGGAGGACCUGACCGCCGACGAGCUCAAGAAGUUCAAGAUGAAGCUGCUGUCGGUCACCCUGCGCGAGGGCUACCGGCGCAUCCCGCGGGGGACACUGCUGCCCAUGGACGCCGUGGACCUCACCGACAAGCUCGUCAGCAGCUACCUGGGGCCCUAUGCCACCGAGCUCACCACCCACGUGCUCAGCGAGAUGGGCAUGCAGGACACGGCGGCGCGGCUGCAGGCCAAGGCCGCCAGGGCGGGCUCCGGAGCAGCGCCGGCGGAGUUCAGGGCCCCUCCUCCCCAGAUGGUAGCCUCGCCAGCACUGCACUUUGUGGACCGGCACCGGAAGGACCUCAUUCAGCGGGUCACAGAUGUGAACGGGGUGCUCGAUGUCCUGCACGGGAACGUCCUGUCGGAGGAGCAAUACGAGGCAGUGCGGGCAGAGGCCACCAACCAGGACAAGAUGAGGAGGCUCUUCAGCUUUGCUCCAGCCUGGAACCUGACCUGCAAAGAGCUGCUCUUCCAGGCCCUGAAGGACACCCAACCCUUCCUGGUGUCCGACCUGGAAAAGAGCUGAGGCACCAGCUUCAACUACCAGGGGUUGUACGUACUGAUUUUUUUUUAUACACAUUGUAUAAAGAACCAGCUUGUACUUGUGUGGGUUUUUCCUGCUUCCAGCCUGGAAGCACAUGCAGAGCUAAGCUACAUAGCUAAAUGAGCUUAGGCUCAGGUGAACCUCUACUCCACUGCCUUUCCUGGGGCAGCAGGCUCCCCAAA
Messenger RNA from Miniopterus natalensis, 794 nucleotides. RefSeq names its product PYD and CARD domain containing (gene PYCARD). NCBI's taxonomy places the organism in Eukaryota, Metazoa, Chordata, Mammalia, Chiroptera, Miniopteridae. Gene Ontology annotation, biological process: inflammatory response; regulation of apoptotic process; innate immune response. The record is from RefSeq and is a predicted model, not a curated record.